CCGAAGAGGACAGUUGCAACGAUGGAUUGUCUGUGGACCUGGUGUCCGAUAUUCCGCCGGCGCUCUUCCAGCCCCGCCGAGCCGGAGACGCCCGACAGAAACGAGGCUAAAGAAAAGAAAAAAGGAAAGAGAAAGUGGAAGAACAUCUUCAGCAGGAAGCGUAAGCCGAAAGAUGCAGGAAAGCUGCUGGAAGAGGCUCUGGAAGACAAAGUUCUCCAGCAGCCAGAAGGUGAUCAGGGUCUGGAGCUACACUCCAGCUUGGAGGACAUUUCACCUGGUGUACUGGAGAUCCACGCUGACCCUGAGGCAGGAGCUCUGGAACACACCAGCCUGGAUGAGACCAGGGACAAUGCUGAGAAGCUCCUGCCUGUCAGAGAGCUCGAAGCUGAAGCCCUGAAACACACCAGCCUGGAUGAAACCAGGGACAAUGCUGAGAAGCUCCUGCCUGUCAGAGAGCUCGAAGCUGAAGGCCUGAAAUACACCAGCCUGGAUGUGACCAGGGACGAUGUUGAGAAGCUGCUACCUGUGGAGGAGCUUGAACCUGAGGCUGAAGCCUUGAAAAACACCAGCCUGGAUGAGACCAGGGACGAUAAUGAGAAGCUCCUGCCUGUAAAGGAGCCUGAACCUCAGACUGAAGCCUUGAAAAACACCAGCCUGGAUGUGACCAGGGACGAUGUUGAGAAGCUGCUACCUGUGGAGGAGCUUGAACCUGAGGCUGAAGCCUUGAAAAACACCAGCCUGGAUGAGACCAGGGACGAUAAUGAGAAGCUCCUGCCUGUAAAGGAGCCUGAACCUCAGACUGAAGCCUUGAAAAACACCAGCCUGGAUGAGACCAGGGACGAUGCUGAGAAGCUCCUGCCUGUCAGAGAGCUCGAAGCUGAAGCCCUGAAAUACACCAGCCUGGAUGAGACCAGGUACGAUGCUGAGAAGCUGCUACCUGUGGAGGAGCUUGAACUUGAGGCUGAAGCCCUGAAAAACACCAGUCUGAAUGAGACCAGGGAUGAUGCUGAGAAGCUGCAUGUGAAGGAGCUUGAACCUGAGGCUGAAGCCUUGAAAAACACCAGCCUGGAUGUGACCAGGGACGAUGAUGAGAAGCUCCUGCCUGUAAAGGAGCCUGAACCUCAGACUGAAGCCUUGAAAAACACCAGCCUGGAUGAGACCAGGGGCAAUAAUGAGAAGCUCCUGCCUGUAAAGGAGCCUGAACCUCAGACUGAAGCCUUGAAAAACACCAGCCUGGAUGAGACCAGGGACGAUGCUGAGAAGCUCCUGCCUGUCAGAGAGCUCGAAGCUGAAGCCCUGAAAUAUACCAGCCUGGAUGAGACCAGGUACGAUGCUGAGAAGCUGCUACCUGUGGAGGAGCUUGAACUUGAGGCUGAAGCCCUGAAAAACACCAGUCUGAAUGAGACCAGGGAUGAUGCUGAGAAGCUGCAUGUGGAGGAGCUUGAACCUGAGGCUGAAGCCUUGAAAAACACCAGCCUGGAUGAGACCAGGGACGAUGCUGAGAAGCUCCUGCCUGUGGAGGAGCUUAGACUUGAGGCUGAAGCCUUGAAAAACACCAGCCUGGAUAAGACCAGGGGUGAUGCUGUGAAGCUGUUGCCUGUGGAGGAGCUUGGACUUGAGGCUGAAGCCUUGACAAACAGCAGCCUGGAGACCAGGGAUGAUGCUGAGAAGCUGCUGCCUGUGGGAGAGCUCGAAGGUGCGGCUGAAGCCCUGAAGGACCCCAUGAAGACCAUCCUGGUAGAGUCUGAGGAGACCAAGCUUCAGAACGGAAAAGACACUGAAGCUGACCAGGAUGACCAGGAUAAGCCUGAGGAAACCACCGAGGAGCUAAAGAACCGAGCUCACAAUGAUGGAGAGAAUUUAGUCGGCAAAGGUGAUGAUGGUGGCAUAAAUGGAGAACACAGCUGGAAAAAGAAAACCAGGAGAGGAACCCGGGGACACGGCCGGAAAAUAAACCACAAAAAGAACGAUAAUGAAGGAUCUAAGAUAAUAAACGCGAUGAAGGUUGAAGAUGAAGCAGAAGCUGAGGUCGCUGAGAUCAAGAACGUCCACCCUGAUGAGAAGAUGGGCGACCUGCUGAAUCCUGACCAACCUCUGGUUGAAGACUUCAUGAUGAAAGUGUUGGCUAGUACGGAUGAGACUAAAGCCCUUGAGAAGGUGGAUGCUCAAGCCAGUGCUCACACUUUAAACCAGCAAUUGGAGAAGAAACCAAAGAGGAUGGAGAAGAUAACGGAAGUGCUUCUGGAAGCAGAAGCCGAAGCUGAAGCUCAGGCGGAAGCCGACGAGGAGCAGAAGACUGGACGCUCAGAGGCUUCGGAAACGACCGACCUCGUACCUCCAGUCAAAAAGAACAAAAAGAGGAAGGAUGAUGCCAAUAAUGCAGUGAAACGGCAGAAGAAGACCGGACGAGGCACCCAAGGUCGCGCAAAUCAACUACAAAAAAGACGCCAACAGCAACAAAGAAGAAACGAGUGCUGCAGUGAAGCUUCCUGUCGACCUCAGCGACUAUGUGUUCAGUAAUAAAACUAAUAAAACAUAACAGCAAAC
Molecule: messenger RNA, 2547 nt
Organism: Trichomycterus rosablanca
Lineage: Eukaryota; Metazoa; Chordata; Actinopteri; Siluriformes; Trichomycteridae
Exons: 7
Coding region: 22-2520 (832 amino acids)
Source: RefSeq, a predicted model, not a curated record